Schistocerca americana (American grasshopper) is the source of this 1307-nucleotide messenger RNA. It is a transcript of the gene Uch-L5, whose product is annotated as ubiquitin carboxyl-terminal hydrolase isozyme L5. Gene Ontology annotation, biological process: protein deubiquitination; ubiquitin-dependent protein catabolic process. Gene Ontology annotation, cellular component: cytoplasm. Gene Ontology annotation, molecular function: cysteine-type deubiquitinase activity. Lineage: Eukaryota; Metazoa; Arthropoda; Insecta; Orthoptera; Acrididae. The transcript has 7 exons. The record is from RefSeq and is a predicted model, not a curated record. Bases 280 to 1257 code for a protein of 325 amino acids.
CCUAUAACCAAAGCUACAAACCAGGAAAACAUUCCACACGCCCGGAAUUAGUUUUUAUACAAACCUGUAACUGUGGUACAGACUGUUCUCUUUAAUUUCACAUUUCCAUCUUCAGCUUCUUCAUUAAAAAAAGUAAAAUAUGUGAAACAGUCUAAUUUUAACUGCUGUGGUGUAAUAUUAUCUUUGAGUAAAUUGUCCAUAUUGUGGCUGCGCCGAACAGGCGAACAGUGAGUAUCCCGAUGUUUGUGUCAUGGUGAGGUGAAUUAAAUUCACUUAAAAAUGGCUGACGGUGCGGGAAAUUGGUGUCUUAUUGAAAGUGACCCGGGAGUGUUUACGGAGCUAAUAAAGGAAUUUGGUGUUAAAGGGGUCCAAGUAGAAGAAUUGUGGAGUCUAGAUGCAGAACAGUUUGAGAAUUUGAAGCCCAUUCAUGGUUUAAUCUUCUUGUUUAAAUGGGUACAAGAUGAUGAGCCCUCAGGCUCUGUUGUGCAGGACAGUAGGCUGGAUAAAAUAUUUUUUGCCCGUCAGGUUAUCAACAAUGCCUGUGCCACACAGGCAAUCCUGAGUAUUCUUUUCAACUGCGUACAUGCUGAUAUUAGUUUAGGCAGUACUUUAACAGAAUUCAGAGAUUUCUGUCAGUCGUUUGAUGCAAAUAUGAAAGGUUUAGCUUUAACGAAUUCACAGACGAUCCGAACAGUACACAACUCAUUUGCACGGCAAACUCUGUUUGAAUAUGAAUCAAAACUUGCGUCCAAGAAUGAUGAGGUCUAUCAUUUUGUGGGAUAUGUGCCAAUAGAAGGCCGUCUGUAUGAACUAGAUGGCUUGAAGGAAGGUCCCAUAGAUCUGGGACCUGUGGCCUCUGAUGCUGAUUGGCUGGACGUAGUGCGACCUAUAAUUGAAAAAAGAAUUAAAAAGUACAGUGAAGGAGAGAUUCAUUUUAACCUUAUGGCAAUUGUAUCAGACAGAAGGAUGAUAUAUGAGAGGAAAAUUCAAGAGAUACAAAAACAGGUGGAGGAGAAUGGAAUGGAAACUGAUGCUCAACAGAGUGAAAUUGCAAGAUUAAAAGUGCUCAUAGAAGAGGAAGAAGCCAAAAUAAAAAGAUAUCAGGCUGAGAAUAUUAGAAGAAAGCAUAAUUAUUUGCCUUUAAUUGUUGAAAUAUUAAAGAUACUAGCAAAAGAGGGACAGUUGCUGCCACUAUACGAAAAGGCAAAGGAAAGGGCUUUAGAAAAAGAAAGCAAACGAGAGGAAGUGAAAACUUAACACUUGUAUUAUUUACAAAAUAAAUAAAUAUAAUUUACUGUAAAACCUCA